AUGUUGAUGACACCGGCACUUCGAGGGGCCUCCAGCACCACUGAGGCUCUCUGGAAGAGCGAUGCGGGAGCUGGUGAUAUGGGGACAGAUCGCUACGCUGCUGGUAGCGUUAACGCAGAGGCGCCUGCACUGGGGAUGCCCUACAGAGCCACAUUGCUUGGGCGCCAGGAGGAGACAAGCAGCACAGCCACCGCUGUGGCUGGGGUGGAUCUCGACGAUAAUCCUGAAAAACGCUUUCCCCUUAGCCAAAAUAGCAAGCUUCCCUUAUUUAAAUCUCCCCUUCCCACCGUUGGAGGUGCUGGUGCCCCUGCAAACCUCUCGCAUCGCUGGAGGGUGGCUCUGGACUUCACCUUGGAUGUGGUGCAGAGCGCCGAGGGGCAGCGCUGGGUGUUUCUGAUGGCGCUUGGGGCCGUGCUGCUGUGGGAGCUGCUGGCCGCCCCUGUUGAACGCACAGUUGACGAGAGCCUCUUCGAAUACCUGGACUUCGUUGACGCAGCGGACAGAUACGGGACGCUGUGGGUCUGGGGCUACUUGGGGGUGUCUGUCGGAGCCUGCGGCGUCACCGUGAUCGUUGACCAGCUGGGCUGCCACCUCGGCAGCCGCCUCUCCCGCUUGGCUGUCCAUUUCUACGCGUAUGCCCUGCUGGCAGUACUGUCGCUGCUCGCCAACGCCUUCCUGCCCACCUAUGCUGCCAAGAAAGCUAAGCGUAUGAGCAGAACUGCCAAAGCACUGGCCCUUAUCGGUGGCGAUGGCCGCGCCGUCCUGGCUGCCGUGAACGCGGUCCUCGCUGGCGCAGCUGGCUCUGCCGCGCACAACUUCCUCUUCUGGCAGAUGGAGGACCAGGGCAGUGGCGAGAGCUACAUGGGGCUCUGGGUGGCCGUGGGGCUCGUGGCUGAGCUUGCACUUUACCCCCUCAGGGGCGAGUUGCUGCGGAUGCUGCCCGGCAGCGGCGCGGUGGCGCUAGGCCUCGGCUGCCAGGCGGCCCAGCUGCUCUGCUACUCCUUCGGCUGGGCAGCCUGGACUGCCCUGCUCGCCCAGCUCCUGUCCGCCUUCAGCAACGGCGCCUUGUGGUGGGCACUCGAGUCCACCAUGGACGACGUCGCUACCCCUGGCAUGGAGAGGGCGCUGCGUGCCCUGCUCCGCGGCCUCGCGCAGGGCGCGGGGGCCGCGCUGGGCAGCCUGGCGGGGGGCUUGGUUGUGGACAGCUUCGGCCUGGCCGUGCUCUAUCGGGCCUGCAGCGCCGGCCUGCUCCUCUGGCUCUGCCUCUUCCUCACUCUGCAGUCCAGGUUGCCUCGGCAGAAAAAAAUCAACUAUUCCCAUCUCCUGGCUGCCGAUUCCAGCGAUGCGAGCGACUCUGAGGAGGAGAAGGAAAGGGACUGGCUGGGCAAAGCUAUGAAAGAUGACAGCUUUGGUAGGAAUUGGUAG
Messenger RNA from Tinamus guttatus (white-throated tinamou), 1425 nucleotides. It is a transcript of the gene MFSD6L, whose product is annotated as major facilitator superfamily domain containing 6 like. The record is from RefSeq and is a predicted model, not a curated record. Gene Ontology annotation, cellular component: membrane. Lineage: Eukaryota; Metazoa; Chordata; Aves; Tinamiformes; Tinamidae.